Molecule: messenger RNA, 1449 nt
Organism: Torulaspora delbrueckii
Lineage: Eukaryota; Fungi; Ascomycota; Saccharomycetes; Saccharomycetales; Saccharomycetaceae
Gene: ADE13
Product: adenylosuccinase ADE13
Exons: 1
Coding region: 1-1449 (482 amino acids)
Biological process (GO): 'de novo' AMP biosynthetic process
Cellular component (GO): cytosol
Molecular function (GO): N6-(1,2-dicarboxyethyl)AMP AMP-lyase (fumarate-forming) activity; (S)-2-(5-amino-1-(5-phospho-D-ribosyl)imidazole-4-carboxamido) succinate lyase (fumarate-forming) activity
Source: RefSeq, a predicted model, not a curated record
AUGUCUGAAUUUGAUAAAUACACUACACCUCUAUCUUCCCGUUAUGCAUCCAAAGAGAUGUCUCAAGUGUUCUCUUUAAGAAACAGAUUUUCUACUUGGAGAAAGUUAUGGUUGAACUUGGCCAUUGCUGAAAAGGAAUUGGGUCUAGAUGUCAUUACUGAUAAGGCAAUCCAAGAAAUGAGUGAUCAUCUAAAGAUCACCGAUGAGGAAAUUGCGGCAGCAUCUGCUCAAGAAGCGAUUGUCAGGCACGAUGUUAUGGCCCAUGUUCAUACUUUUGGUGAGACUUGUCCAGAUGCCGCUGGUAUCAUUCAUUUGGGUGCUACUUCCUGUUUCGUUACCGACAAUGCUGAUUUAAUCUUCCUAAGAGAUGCGUACGACUUAAUCAUUCCUAAAUUGGUCAACGUUAUCAACAGAUUGUCUGAUUUUGCCUUGAAAUACAAGGAUUUGCCAGUUUUGGGUUGGACUCAUUUCCAGCCUGCUCAAUUGACCACCUUGGGUAAGAGGGUUACACUAUGGAUUCAAGAACUACUAUGGGAUUUGAGAAACUUUGUUAGAGCCAGAAACGAUAUUGGUUUACGUGGUGUCAAAGGUACCACUGGUACUCAAGCCUCAUUCUUGGCGCUUUUCCACGGUGAUCAUGAUAAAGUUGAAGCUCUAGACAAGAGAGUUACCGAGUUAUUGGGUUUCGAUACCGUUUACCCAGUCACCGGUCAAACUUACUCUAGAAAGAUUGAUAUUGAUGUUUUGUCUCCACUAUCUUCUUUUGCUGCUACCGCUCACAAGAUGGCUACUGAUAUUAGAUUGCUUGCUAACCUAAAAGAGAUGGAAGAACCAUUUGAAAAAUCUCAAAUUGGUUCCUCCGCAAUGGCGUACAAGAGAAACCCAAUGCGUUGUGAACGUGUUUGUUCAUUAGCUAGACACUUGGGCUCUUUGUUCAGUGACGCUGUGCAAACUGCCUCUGUCCAAUGGUUCGAAAGAACUUUAGAUGACUCUGCUAUCAGAAGAAUCUCGUUGCCAAGUGCAUUUUUGACUGCUGAUAUUCUAUUGUCCACUUUGCUAAAUAUCUCUUCUGGUUUGGUUGUCUAUCCAAAGGUCAUUGAGAGAAGAAUCAAGAGUGAAUUGCCUUUUAUGGCAACCGAAAAUGUUAUUAUGGCUAUGGUGGAGAAGGGUGCUUCCAGACAAGAAGUUCAUGAAAACAUCAGAGUUCUUUCUCAUCAAGCAGCCGCAGUCGUGAAAGAGGAAGGUGGUGACAACGAUCUAAUUGAACGUAUCAAGAACGACAGCUUCUUUGCGCCAAUUCACGCGCAAUUGGACUCCUUGUUGGAACCAUCCACAUUUGUGGGUAGAGCUCCUCAACAAACUGAAAAGUUUGUUAACAACGACGUCAAGAGCGCUCUAGCUCCAUUCAAAGAAUUCAUUAACGAUACUGAUGUUAAAUUGAAUGUGUAG